AUGGAUGAGAGAACAAUUCAGACAGAUGCAACGAUGACCAUCGGCCGCUAUAUGGCCGCUCGGUUCACCACCUUGAAACCCCCGAUGGACAAGGUCAUCAACCCUAUUACAGCCCUGCGCAUGCUGACAGCCUCCCAGUGGGCGUGUUUCCUGUGUGCCUGGUCGGCCUGGACUAUGGAAUCGCUGGAUUUCUUUUGUGUUAGUCUUCUCGUGCCCGAACUGGCAGUAGAGUUCAACCAGUCCAGCUCCAAAAUCACCUGGGGCAUCACGCUGGUGCUCAUGUUCCGCUCCGCAGGCGCGGUCAUCUUUGGCGUCUGGUCGGACCGGUUCGGACGUAAAUGGCCAUUUGUGACCAACUGCGGUUUGUUUAUUGUGCUAGAGCUGGCCACUGGCUUCUGCAACACAUAUGCUGAGUUUCUGGCUUGUCGGGCAUUGUUUGGCGUCGCCAUGGGUGGCCUAUACGGAAACGCUGUGGCAUCGGCUCUCGAGGACGUGCCGGAUGAGGCUCGUGGAGUCUUGUCUGGCUUCUUCCAGGCGGGAUACCCCGUGGGGUAUUUGCUCACAACGGCCUUUGCGCGUGCCCUGGUCAGCACGACCACGUCGGGCUGGCGAUCUUUAUUCUGGUUCAGUGCUGGCCCUCCCGUGCUGCUGAUCAUCUGGCGGUUGUGGUUACCGGAGACUCAGACCUUUCGUCAACGAGAAAUGGUGAGCCCGCGCGGUGGUGGCUUCACCAGAGACUUAGUCUCGGCCAAGGAUCACUGGCUAAUGCUCAUCUACAUGGUCCUGCUCAUGGCCGGAUUUAACUAUAUGGCCCAUGGAUCUCAAGACUUCUACCCGACGAUGCUCAUCGACCAAUUCGGCUUUAGUGACAACGCCAUGACCAUCACUGAAGUGGUUGCAAAUAUCGGCGCGGCAUCCGGCGGCAUUUGCAUCGGCUACCUGUCCGAGAUAUUCGGUCGUCGGCUUACCAUCAUGGUGUCGUGCGUCUGCGCCGGAGCCUUAUUAUAUCCCUACACGUUCGUUACCGGACUGCAAGUCGCAGCCGUCGCCUUUUUUGUCCAGUUCUUCGUUCAGGGCGCGUUCGGCGUCAUUCCCACACAUCUAAUGGAGUUGUCACCGCCAGGCAUCCGCACACUGGUUGUCGGGGCGGCAUAUCAGCUUGGGAAUCUCGCGUCCAGCCCCGCGGCAACCAUCCAGUCGUCCGUGGGAGAGAGAUAUUUUCCACUUGCGUCCACAACGGCCGGUGUUAAGCGAUACAACUACGCUCUUGUCAUCUGUGUGUUCCUCGGUGCUUGUGUGGCCUUCGUGAUCAUCGUGACGUUCUUGGGACCUGAGAAAAAAGGCCGUCAGUUUGGCCUGACAGAGGUGGAUAUGGAAGCGCAGAACCAAAUGGACGAGAAGUCGAUAGCCGAACACUUGGAUUAA
Molecule: messenger RNA, 1425 nt
Organism: Penicillium lagena
Lineage: Eukaryota; Fungi; Ascomycota; Eurotiomycetes; Eurotiales; Aspergillaceae
Product: sugar transporter family protein
Exons: 3
Coding region: 1-1425 (474 amino acids)
Biological process (GO): plasma membrane lactate transport
Cellular component (GO): plasma membrane
Molecular function (GO): secondary active monocarboxylate transmembrane transporter activity
Source: RefSeq, a predicted model, not a curated record